CCGAAAUGAAGAAAAACCAAGCAUAUGAACGCAUCACUGGAAACCGUGAACUGAACUCCAGUCCUAUCAACUGCUCAGUUACAAAAUGUCUGUUCCCGGCCAACCUUUUCCAACGUCCUCAACAGGUUGCAUCCAUGUGUUUUGGCACGAGGGAAUGCUAAGACAUGACACAGGCCGUGGCGUAUUUGACACGGGGAUCGACCCAGGUUUCUUGGAGGUGUUAGAAAAGCACCCAGAGAAUUCAGACAGGGUCAGAAACAUCGUCUCUAUCCUCAAAAGAGGACCCAUCUCUCCUCACGUCUCUUGGCACACUGGCAGACCUGCUAAUAUUCCUGAGCUUCUCUCUUUCCAUUCCCAAGGAUAUAUUAAUACGCUAGUUGAAGCCGACAAGAAUGGGGGUAAGGAAAUCUGUGGUGGUACCUUCUUGAACCCUGGUUCAUUCGAUGCCGCUCUGCUAGCUGCCGGUACUACGCUAUCAGCUAUGAAACAUAUACUUGAUGGCCACGGGAAACUAGCUUAUGCAUUGGUUAGGCCUCCAGGUCACCAUGCUCAACCUACUCAAGCAGAUGGGUAUUGCUUUUUUAACAACGCAGGGCUUGCUGUGCAAUUGGCUUUAGAUUCAGGGUGUAGAAAGGUCACGGUCAUAGAUAUCGAUGUUCAUUAUGGCAAUGGGACAGCAGAGGGGUUCUAUCGGUCUGAUAAAGUUCUUACAGUGUCCCUCCAUAUGAAUCAUGGUUCUUGGGGUCCUUCUCAUCCGCAAACUGGAACAGUAGAUGAGCUUGGUGAAGGGGAAGGAUUUGGGUAUAAUUUGAAUAUGCCUUUGCCAAAUGGAACCGGUGACAAGGGAUAUGAAUAUGCGAUGAGGGAGUUGGUUGCCCCAGCUGUUCAGAAGUUUGAGCCAGAUGUGAUCGUGCUGGUGAUUGGACAGGACUCAAGUGCUUUUGAUCCAAAUGGAAGACAAUGCUUGACAAUGGAUGGUUAUCGUGAGAUUGGGCGGAUAGUUCGAAGCUUGGCAGAUAGGCAUUGUGGUGGAUGCCUUCUUAUUGUCCAAGAAGGGGGAUACCAGGUUACAUACUCCGCUUAUUGUGUUCAUGCAACACUAGAAGGUGUGCUUAAUCUUCCACUUCCUUUGUUGUCUGAUCCUAUUGCAUAUUACCCAGAGGAUGAGGCUUUUGCUGUUAAAGUCAUUGAAUCAAUUAAGCAGUACCAAAGGAAUACUGUACCAAUAUUAAAGGAAGAUUGAGACAUGAUUUCGGGGGUAUGUUUACAAGCUGAUUAAGGUUUGUAACUUUGAGUUGUGAGUAAAUUGGAAUUUAUAUCUUCGCUUUAAUCGUGCCAUGUGUAUAGUUAAAACUGUUGUUGUACAAAUAAAUUUCAUCACAUAAACAGAAUAAACACGAUCUUUUUUCUCU
Molecule: messenger RNA, 1412 nt
Organism: Theobroma cacao (cacao)
Lineage: Eukaryota; Viridiplantae; Streptophyta; Magnoliopsida; Malvales; Malvaceae
Gene: HDA08
Product: histone deacetylase 8
Biological process (GO): epigenetic regulation of gene expression
Molecular function (GO): histone deacetylase activity
Source: RefSeq, a predicted model, not a curated record